Messenger RNA from Sebastes umbrosus (honeycomb rockfish), 2555 nucleotides. RefSeq names its product BCL10 immune signaling adaptor (gene bcl10). Gene Ontology annotation, biological process: adaptive immune response; canonical NF-kappaB signal transduction; positive regulation of extrinsic apoptotic signaling pathway. The transcript has 3 exons. The record is from RefSeq and is a predicted model, not a curated record. Gene Ontology annotation, cellular component: CBM complex; cytosol. Gene Ontology annotation, molecular function: NF-kappaB binding; protein kinase B binding; kinase activator activity. Lineage: Eukaryota; Metazoa; Chordata; Actinopteri; Perciformes; Sebastidae. The coding region runs from base 439 to 1185 and encodes 248 amino acids.
AUCAGAAACACUUGACAACGAUUAACACGGAACAACAGGAGGAAAGUUGGACUACUGUAGCUUAGUCUGCUGUUGUAAGACACGUUUUAUGUUAGGUUUAGACUUUUAAACAGGUACAUAACUACAUAAAACAGCUCUCAUAGUGUGAAACCGACUCCUCUUCUUCUUCUUCUUCUCGUGUGAGUCCGUCGACGUAAUCUCGACAGAAUCAGGAAGUCCGGGGAUUUUUUUGCGAAACAUAAAAAGUUGAAUGGACAGACAGACGAUACUCCACCUCUUUAAACGACAGAUAAUGAAGAGCAACAUUAGUUAACGGUUCCUAUGAAUGUAUCGAUGUAGUUCACGUCGUUAUUACUGCUUUAUUAACGUGUUUUAGUCGCUCGUUCGUCACCCGGAACACCUGGAUCUUCACUUUCCACUGAGUGAGCGCAGAGCGGGAUGGAUGUUCCUCAACUCACUGAAGAUGAGAUGGCAGAGAUUAAAAAAGACGUGCUGACCAGACUGCGGCACUACCUCUGCGACAAGAUCAGAGCCGAGCGCCACCUCGACUACCUGCGCUCCCGCAGGAUCCUGACACGAGACGACGCGGAGGAAAUCAGCUGCAGGACCACGCAGACCAAGAGGACGGCCACGUUGCUGGACACACUGGCCGAGAACCCCCGGGGCCUGGACGCCUUGAUCGAGUCCAUCAGGGAGUUACGCUCACAAAACUUCAUCAUCGCCAAAAUCACAGAUGAGGUGCAAAGGGCCAAAAACGAGAAGAUCGAGGCUCUCAGAGCAAGGGCUUCCAGUUCCUCCUCUGACAGCAGCUUCAGCACCCCGAACACAACCAACGACAGCCCCUCAUUUUCAAGCAACUCCACCCUGCUCUUCCACCCGGACGGAGAACGAAGCCCCUCCACUUCAGAAGUAGCCGGCUCGCUCAACCUGCCGUCAUUACAGAAAGGUGGAGACUUGCCCUCUGUGACCGGUGCUAGCAUCGGCGUAGUGUCCUCCACCACCUCCUCCAGCCUCCCGAGGCCCGGAGACCCGGGUGCUCCUCCGCUCCCGGAAGAGGUCAUGGUCCAGUCACCCUCCAACAUAGAUGCCGUAGCGCCGGGGUGCACCAGCGGCGGAGGGGACCCAAACUUCCAGCCCCUCCGGUCACGUUCUCUCACUCCAACGUCCCAUAGGAACAUGUUUUAAUUUCACAUCUCAGUAAGACACUUUUCAUGCAGUUAAAGGGACGAACCAGCAGAAUCCACUCAAACUCUCUCUCAUUGUUGUCUCACACUCUUUUUGGUGGUGCUCUUGCCUUCGAUUAGGCCUGGGAUAUACUAAUCCUAUACCAAUCAGCUUUGUACGAGAGAAAAUAGGGACAAUUUGUCACUUGGGCUGGAGUAUUGUUUGAUAUCAGUGCCAAUUCAUUACUUUAGUUCUGAUACAAGGCCAAAAUAAUACUGUUGGUUCAAGAAUAUCAACCCGGUCUCACGGGUUUCACAUGUCAUUUGUACGCCACGCAAAAAAACUACUGUAACGUCCACGGGUAGGUUUAGGCAACAAAACCACUUAGUUAAGUUCAGGAAAAACAUCAUGGUUGAGCUUAAAAUAAGUACGUAAACUAAGUCAAAUGCAUACGGAUACAACAUAACAUAAGAAUGGAGAACACGUCACAAGCGUCACUAAAAAACGUGACAAACAUCACUAAUGUAACGUACAAAAAACACCGGCCUCCUGGUUAAAAGUUGUGUGUUUGUUGGACCCAUCCGCCUGCCCGCCAUAAUCUGUUACACUGUUAUUCUACGUCACUAGCUCUGAAAGUAGCCUAUUUAGAAUUUACUGUACAUUGCAGUCAGUACAGACUAUGUAGCGUACAAAUGACAUGCCAAACGCAAGAAAGGCGUUCUUAUUGCAUGCUAAAUGUCACGCCUUUUCAUGUAAAUGGGCUGCACGUUUUGCUACAAACCCCCUUUUUUUAUUAAACAAAAUAAACCACACUUCGCACAUGUUAGGAGUUAAAUAUAAGCAGGUGUACAAUAACUUUGCCUAAAUAAAAUAGUUUAAAUUGGCAAAUUAUUUAAAUGUGAAACGGUCUGAUCUAAAAAUGAAGAAGAAUAUAAAUUUGAGGAAGCAUUCGAUGCCAACUUUCAGUACUUAAUAGUUUCCGAUAUUCAAACACAUUGUGGUCCCCACUGAGGUUUGAUUCUCGUGUUAUGAGCUCAGAAAAUCUGACUCACUCACUCACUCCCUCUUAACCUUUUCUACUCCUCUUCUUUAACCAAAGGUGUGAUUUCCUGAUGAACUGUGUAGUGUGAAGACACGGCAGCUACAGUUUAGGGGCAGUGAGAAAGUUUUAUACACUGGAAUGAUAACUUGAGGAUAUAUCAUGUGUGUGUAUAAUGAGCCAGUCUGAUCUCAUUCUGUGCAGCAUUAAGUCAACAAGAAGGUGCUUUACAUUUUCAUCACUACAGAAGUCUUGAAACAUAUUGUGGAUUAUUAACAAUCUAUGUCCCACUUAUUACUUUAUUCCCUGGUCAUGUAUAAUAAUCUACUAAAGGUUUUCUAUAUGAAUUCAA